UUCAAACUGCCCCAAACGUUCUGCGGCGCUUUCUCCUUUCUCCCCCCUUUUUAUGAGUCACAUCAUCCCGCUAUCUGCUCCAGGGGAUCUGUGCUCUCCUCUGCAGUUUUCCCCGGAGGUUCCAGAUGGAUAUAAUGAAAUGCUUCGGACUUCUGCUUUUUGUUUUCGUUGUGGACUGCAACCCUGGUCCGUUGGCGGACAUUGUUGUGGAUCGGUACGAAUUACCGAAAGUUUGUGCCAGAGAAGUUCAAACAGAAGACUUUAUCCGAUAUCACUUCAACGGGACCUUCUAUGAGGACGGGAAAAGGUUUGACUCCAGCUAUGAGCGAGGUAAAGCCUUCGUCAGUCAGGUGGGACUUGGUAAGCUCAUCACAGGGAUGGACCGAGGUCUGCAGGGCAUGUGUGUCAACGAGCGCAGAAGGAUCACCGUCCCACCGCACCUGGCAUAUGGAAGUGUUGGCACAGGUGGUUUGAUCCCUCCCGAUGCCACUCUGGUGUACGAAAUCCUCCUGCUGGACAUAUGGAACCCUAAGGACAAAGUUCAGAUCCGCACAAUCAGCAAACCUGGGAUCUGCAGGCGCACUACUGCAGUGUCAGAUUUCAUCCGUUACCACUACAACGGCACGUUGCUGACUGGUGAAGCAUUUGAUUCCAGUCACUCAAGAAACACAACUUAUGACACCUACUUGGGGAGGGGUGACAUCAUUGAAGGCAUGGAUGAGGGUCUACAGGGCAUGUGUGUUGGGGAGAGACGGAUCAUCAUUGUCCCACCAUUUUUGGCGUAUGGCGAGACUGGCCAUGGUACCACAAUCCCCCCACAGGCGACACUUGUGUUUGAGGUGCUGUUGGUAGAUGUAUUUAAUCCUAAGGAUGAUGUGACUGCAGAGGUAAGAGAGAUGCCUAAAAACUGCACACGCAAGACAGUCAUUGGGGAUUAUAUCCGCUACCACUACAACGGCACCUUUCAAGACGGCACGUUCUUCGACUCAAGCUACCAACGAAACAGAACCUACAACACAUACAUUGGAAUGGGAUAUGUGAUCCAUGGCAUGGAUAAAGCCCUGCAGGGCUUGUGCAUUGGGGAGAAAAGGAGAAUUAUAAUUCCUCCUCACAUGGCUUAUGGAGAAAAAGGCGUUGGAAACCUCAUUCCUGGCUCUGCUGUGCUGAUUUUUGACGUCCACGUUAUUGACUUCCACAACCCCAAAGACUCGGUCGAGAUCACAGUCACCCACAAGCCUCAGGAAUGUAACAUGACCAGCGAAACCGACGAUUUAAUUCACUAUCGCUACAACUGCUCCUUGAUGGACGGCACGCUUCUGUACUCCUCGGACCAGUUCGACUCGCCUUCUGUCACGACUCUAGGAGCCAGUAAGGUGAUCAUGGGCCUGGAGGAAGGUUUAAAAGGCAUGUGUGUGGGCGAGAGGAGAGAGGCGGUGGUCCCUCCGCACUGGGGUCAUGGAGAGGAAGGAGCUGUAGGAGUUCCAGGAAGUGCAGUGCUCCUUUUUGAACUGGAGCUGGUGCAGCUGCAGAAAGGUGUGCCUGAAGGCUUCAUGUUCAUCUGGCUAGGAGAAAUCCCCGACCCCCUCUUCAAUGCUCUCGACCUCAAUGGGGACAAAGAGGUCCCUCUACAGGAGUUUUCAGAGUUUAUCAAACUGCAAGUCAAAGAGGGCAAAGGUCGACUUCGGCCAGGUGUCGACAUUGAAGGCGUUGUUAAAGACAUGUUUGAUAAUCAGGACCAGAAUAAAGAUGGAAGAAUUGUUGAAGAUGAACUGAAAAUUAAGGAUGAUGAGUCUGAACAAGUAAGGCGAGAUGAGCUAUGAGCAGCAGCGAGGCGAACACACAGGAACUGGAAAUAUCCACUUCACAACUAUCCAACAAGAACUCUUCAAAAACAUUAAAGGAAAAUGAAGAAGUCAUUGGAAACCAUAUCACUUACCCUUACUCAUAUGCAACUAAAUGGUAAAUUGUUUUAUUUAUAUUAUUUUCUUUUGAUACAUUUAAAAUUGAAACCUGUAUUCACUUUUAAAUAGUCAUAAAUUCCCAUAGAAAUCUAUGUUGAGGUUAAUGGUUGAAAAUGUUUAUUUAUGUAAAAUUUUCAUGCUGUGCUUCUGAAUUUUCUUUUGUUUUGAUAGAAUAAUUAAGAACUACUGGUCUAUUGCAUAAUAACCAUGUAAGAAAAAAAUAAACUUUUAUAAGAAAAUUAAGUUAGUUCCGUUUCUUUCACAUGUACUGCACAUAGAGACAGGUUAUUUUUUUUCUAACAGAUGAGUUUAUUGAAACGAAAACAUGUUUAAUAUCAGGAAAGAAAAAAAAAAAGACUUCUUAAAAGGUCCAAACAGAAAAGAUUGCUCACAAAAGCCAAAGAAAACUUUAUAGAAACCUAGACUACAAUUCAAAAUG
Molecule: messenger RNA, 2400 nt
Organism: Gambusia affinis (western mosquitofish)
Lineage: Eukaryota; Metazoa; Chordata; Actinopteri; Cyprinodontiformes; Poeciliidae
Gene: fkbp10a
Product: FKBP prolyl isomerase 10a
Exons: 10
Coding region: 126-1820 (564 amino acids)
Molecular function (GO): peptidyl-prolyl cis-trans isomerase activity; calcium ion binding
Source: RefSeq, a predicted model, not a curated record